AUGCUGGCUGUCCCGGAGAUGGGCCUGCAGGGGCUGUAUAUUGGCUCCAGUCCAGAGCGGUCCCCAGUGCCCAGCCCACCCGGCUCCCCAAGGACCCAGGAAAGCUGUGGCAUUGCCCCCCUCACUCCCUCACAGUCUCCAAAGCCAGAGGCCCGAGCCCCCCAGCAGGCUCCCUUCUCCGUGGUGGUGGCCAUCGACUUUGGCACCACAUCCAGUGGCUAUGCCUUCAGCUUUGCCAGUGACCCUGAGUCCAUCCACAUGAUGAGGAAAUGGGAGGGUGGGGACCCGGGCGUGGCCCACCAGAAGACCCCGACCUGCCUGCUGCUGACCCCAGAGGGCGCCUUUCACAGCUUUGGCUACACUGCCCGCGAUUACUACCAUGACCUGGACCCCGAAGAGGCGCGGGACUGGCUCUACUUCGAGAAGUUCAAGAUGAAGAUCCACAGCGCCACUGAUCUCACCUUGAAGACCCAGCUAGAAGCGAUAAAUGGUAAGAAGAUGCCCGCUCUAGAGGUGUUCGCCCAUGCCCUGCGCUUCUUCAAGGAGCAUGCCCUUCAGGAGCUGAGGGAGCAAUGCCCAUCACUGCCAGAGAAGGACAAUGUGCGCUGGGUGUUGACAGUGCCUGCCAUCUGGAAACAGCCAGCCAAGCAGUUCAUGCGGGAGGCUGCCUACCUGGCUGGCCUGGUGUCUCGAGAGGAUGCAGAACAGCUACUCAUUGCCCUGGAGCCCGAGGCUGCUUCUGUCUACUGCCGCAAGCUGCGUCUGCACCAGAUCAUGGACCUAAGUGGCCGGGUCCCUGGUAGUGGGCGCCUGGGCGAGCGCCGCUCCAUUGACUCCAGCUUCCGGCAGGCCCGCGAGCAGCUGCGAAGGUCCCGCCACAGCCGCACGUUCCUGGUGGAGUCUGGCGUUGGAGAGCUGUGGGCAGAGAUGCAAGCAGGAGACCGCUACGUAGUGGCAGACUGCGGGGGAGGCACUGUUGACCUCACCGUGCACCAGCUGGAGCAGCCCCACGGCACCCUCAAGGAGCUCUACAAGGCGUCUGGCGGUCCCUAUGGCGCGGUGGGCGUGGACCUAGCCUUCGAGCAGUUGCUGUGUCGCAUCUUCGGCGAGGACUUCAUCGCCACCUUCAAGCGGCAACGGCCAGCAGCUUGGGUGGAUCUGACCAUCGCCUUCGAGGCCCGCAAACGCACGGCUGCCCCGCACCGUGCGGGGGCGCUCAACAUCUUGCUGCCCUUCUCCUUCAUUGACUUCUACCGCAAGCAGCGAGGCCACAACGUGGAGACGGCCCUGCGCAGGAGCAGCGUGAACUUCGUGAAGUGGUCCUCACAAGGGAUGCUCCGGAUGUCUUGUGAGGCCAUGAACGAGCUCUUUCAGCCCACAGUCAGCGGGAUCAUCCAGCACAUAGAAGAGCUGCUGGCGCGGCCGGAGGUGCAGGACGUGAAGCUGCUGUUCCUGGUGGGCGGCUUCGCCGAGUCGGCCGUGCUGCAGCACGCGGUGUCGCGUGUUUCUGUCCUGUGGAGGGGCCGGCGGCGCGUGCUCAUCAAUCUGUACUGCUGCGCCGCCGAGGACGCGCGCUUCAUCACCGACCCGGGCGUGCGCAAGUGCGGCGCACUCAGCCUCGAGCUCGAGCCCGCGCCCGUCGACGGCGCGCCCCCUGGCCGCCGCGAGAUCCGCGCCGCCAUGCAGUUUGGUGACACCGAGAUUAAGGUCACCGCCGUCGACGUCAGCACCAAUCGCUCCGUGCGUGCCGCCAUCGACUUUCUCUCCAAUUGA
This is a messenger RNA of Galeopterus variegatus (Sunda flying lemur), 1773 nucleotides long. It is a transcript of the gene HSPA12B, whose product is annotated as heat shock 70kD protein 12B. The record is from RefSeq and is a predicted model, not a curated record. The transcript is spliced from 13 exons. NCBI's taxonomy places the organism in Eukaryota, Metazoa, Chordata, Mammalia, Dermoptera, Cynocephalidae. The coding region runs from base 1 to 1773 and encodes 590 amino acids.